GAUGUUAGGUGCUAACAGCUAACAGCUAGCAGACAGGGUUAGGGUAGAACCCCCGGUAGAACCACCGGUAGAACCUCCGGUAGAACCACCGGUAGAACAACAGACAGCAGAACCUCUUCUCAUGUCGCUGCUCUGCUGAACACGCGUCCGGAAGCUGCUCGUGCACGCGCACAAUCUCCAUGGCUACGGAAGAGUUCUACGAGGUGGAGCGGAUCGUGGAUAAGAGGAAGACGAAGAAGGGUCGGGUUGAGUACCUGGUGAGAUGGAGAGGUUACGGUUCUGAGGGAGACACCUGGGAGCCUGAGAGCCACCUGAGCACCUGCAUGAUCUACGUCCACGACUUCAACCGUCAGACCGCCGAGCGGCAGAGAGACGGCACGUUGCUGCGCUCCACCCGCAGCUCGCCCAGCCUGCACUGCGGCCCGGCCCACAGACCGCCCUGCAGGCCUCUGCCGGGCGCCGCGGCUCGCGGCGACAUCAUCGGUGACAUCGGUAGCGGGUCGACGGGGGCCCGCGAUCAGGCGAAACACUCCGAUCCUCCUCUCGGCCCGGCCCACCUGCCGACCGCCGGACCGAUCCGCCAGGCGUCCGUCGGCUCCCGGAACCCCCUGCUGCCCGACAGGUUCGGCUCCAGGCUGUCGUCCGCGUCUCCGGUCGGCUCGGCCCGGCGGAGCGUGGAUCUGUCCAAGACCGGCAUCAAGAUUCUGGUUCCUAAAAGUCCCAUGAACAGCCGGCUGGACUCGGAGGAGUCUCCGAGGGAGGCGGCUCACGGUCUGGAAGCCGGAGCGCAGGAGGCUCAUCUGGUUCCACCUGAGGUCGCCCUGCUGGAGAAACCCGGAGUCCAACUGGGGCCUGGAGAGGAGAGGGCCCGCAUGGGGACCAGACCCCGCAGCCAGAACCUCCUGCCCCCGCCUCGGGUCCCCAUCACACCUGCAGCCAUGCGCUCCCUCAGCGGGACAGGUGGCUCGGCGCUGAUGGAGGCCGUCGCUGCUAACGGGAUGUCUGGCGUGCAGAGUGCCGUUACCGGGGCGACCAGCGUGACAGGGAAACGGCGUCUGGAGGAGCGUUCGGCUUUCGACAAACGUCUGCGGUUCAGUGUUCGGCAGACGGAGAGCGCCUACCGGUACCGGGACAUCGUGGUGAAGAAACAAGACGGCUUCACUCACAUCCUGCUGUCCACCAAGAGCUCCGAGAACAACACGCUGAACCCAGAGGUGAUGAAGGAGAUCCAGAGCGCCAUGGCGACGGCAGCAUCGGACGACAGUAAGCUGGUGUUGCUAGGCGCCGUCGGCAGCAUCUUCUGCUGCGGACUCGACUUCCUGUACUUCAUCCGGCGCCUGACGGACGACAGGAAGAAAGAGAGCAUCAAGAUGGCCGAAACCAUCCGGACAUUCGUGAACACCUUCAUCCAGUUCAGGAAGCCGAUCGUGGCGGCGGUGAACGGGCCGGCGCUCGGCCUCGGCGCCGCCCUCCUGCCUCUCUGUGACGUGGUGUGGGCCAAUGAGAAGGCCUGGUUCCAGACGCCAUACACCUCCUACGGACAGACGCCCGACGGCUGCUCCUCCUUCACCUUCCCCCGCAUCAUGGGCCUCGCCUCGGCUAACGAGAUGUUGCUGAGUGGCAGGAAGCUAACAGCACAGGAAGCGUGUUCUAAAGGUUUGGUGUCUCAGGUUCUUUGGCCAGGAACCUUCACACAGGAAGUGAUGCUGCGAGUCCGAGAGCUGGUGGCUGUCGACUCACUGGUCCUCCAGGAGUCCAAAGCUCUGCUGAGAACAACCAGUCGCGGUUCUUUGCAGCAAAGCAACGAGCGCGAGUGUGAAGCUCUGAAGAGAGUCUGGGGUUCGUCUCAGGGGACGGACGCCAUCCUGCAGCACCUGCAGAGGGGGACCCAGCUCUGCUAGGACCUGGACCGGGACCGGGACUGGGCCGGGACCUGGACCUGGACCGGGACUGGGCCGGGACCUGGACCGGGACUACACCAGGACCCGGACCGGACAAAGACUAGACUGGAACUGGACCUGACCGGGAACCUGGACCAGACUAAAACUGGACCAGGACUACACCAUGACCCGGACUAGACUGGAACCGGACCAGGACUGU
Scomber scombrus (Atlantic mackerel) is the source of this 2100-nucleotide messenger RNA. It is a transcript of the gene cdyl, whose product is annotated as chromodomain protein, Y-like. NCBI's taxonomy places the organism in Eukaryota, Metazoa, Chordata, Actinopteri, Scombriformes, Scombridae. Gene Ontology annotation, molecular function: transcription corepressor activity. The record is from RefSeq and is a predicted model, not a curated record. Gene Ontology annotation, cellular component: nucleus.